GAGAUUUAUACUCUGGUUUUGGGUUUGUAUUUGUUUGGCUAAGGGUUCAUCUGAUUGUUUAUUGUUUAAUUAAGUCUAUUAUUUUUAACUGUUCACCUUUUAUAUAUUGAAUCUCUGUUUUAGUAAAAAAUGGCAAGUCUUUAUGAAGAUGUGCGCCUUUACCGUAAUUCACGAGAAAGAGAAAUGUAUGAUAAUUUGGCUGAUUUAUAUGCAGUUGUCAAUACGCUUCAAUGUUUGGAAAAGGCAAUAAUCAAGGAUGCUGUUUCACCCAAAGAAUAUGACGCCUGUUGUGAAAAAUUACUAGUUCAAUAUCAAGCUGCCUUCAAACAAAUACAAGAUGAAUUCCAAACCAUUGAGGCUUUCAUGAAGAAAUAUCGUUUCGACUGUCCACUUGCUUUGGCUCGAAUCAAAGAAGGAAAACCAAUUGCCCUGAAAGAUGACAAGAAUAAAUGUAUCGCUGAUAUAACAUCUCUCUAUAUCACCAUUCAAGAUAAAUUACGUUUGAAUUACAAAUCUACGGAUGAACUUCAACCUGAUCUUUUGGCUUUACUGGAAACAAUGAAUCGUCUUUCCAUACUUCCUCCUGAUUUCGAAGGUAAAACUAAAAUACAAGACUGGCUUAAAGUUUUCUCAUCCAUGUCAGCUUCGGAUGAACUUAAUGAUUCUCAAGUUCGACAAUUAAUUUUUGAUCUGGAAACGGGAUUCACUGGUUUUAAUAAAUUAUUGUAUGAACCCUAAUUUUCUCACUGUUGAAGUUUAUUCCUGAAAGGAGCGAUUUGAGAAAAGAUUGUAAAGGAACAAUAUAAAAAAGUGAAACAAACAAAAUUUUAUUGGUUUUUAUUUAAAAACAAACAGAUGUUUUCUUUGUAAAACGAGUAUGAUGGAACUUUAUGCUUCUCAUUUCACAUUUAAACAUUAAAAAACUUGAUUGUAACCGGAAGAAAACAAGGAUGAUAUAAACAUAAAUGCACUUGCAUCACUCUUUGUAAACAGUUUUGUGGUAAAAUUUUGUGAUGACGAUUGUAUUGAAAUGAAAACGUCAGUAAAAGCUUUGAAUUAAUUUUAACCAUCAAAGGCAGCUCCAAAAUUGCCACUUAGUUCCAUUCAUUAAUUCAAUUCCAACUUUAGUUGCUUAAUGAAACGAAAAAUAAACCAAAAAAUUUUUUAACAAUGGA
Tetranychus urticae (two-spotted spider mite) is the source of this 1175-nucleotide messenger RNA. RefSeq names its product vacuolar protein sorting 28 (gene Vps28). The record is from RefSeq and is a predicted model, not a curated record. NCBI's taxonomy places the organism in Eukaryota, Metazoa, Arthropoda, Arachnida, Trombidiformes, Tetranychidae. Gene Ontology annotation, cellular component: ESCRT I complex. Gene Ontology annotation, biological process: protein transport to vacuole involved in ubiquitin-dependent protein catabolic process via the multivesicular body sorting pathway. Gene Ontology annotation, molecular function: protein-containing complex binding.